Diversispora eburnea is the source of this 1620-nucleotide messenger RNA. The record is from the annotation of a GenBank genome assembly. Lineage: Eukaryota; Fungi; Glomeromycota; Glomeromycetes; Diversisporales; Diversisporaceae.
AUGAUAGAGUGUUACCUUUCAUCUCUUGAAGAGCUCGUCAAGAUAGAAACAGAUCGAAAGCAUGAAAAAGCACAGCUUCUCCUUGAUAGAUACAAGAAGGCAAUCGAGCCACAAGACCAGCAUUGGGGCACAGGUGAUCUUCGAGAGCCUCGUCCUGAUCGCGAACUAGCAAGGAAGUGGGAGAACGAGCGUGCGCGUAAGCAAGUUCACCUUAAUCAGCCGACUUUUUUUGAAUAUGGAUCCAUACAUGGAUCUAUACACGGAACUGUCAACGGUACCAUAGCCGGUGGAACGUUCACUGCUGGACCAAAAAGAGAGCGGGAAGAGAUACAGGACGAUGAUAAAGUCCAAAAGCGGACGAGAAUUGAUGACUAUUUCUCUGUUCGUGAUGUCCCUCAGCAAGAACAACAACCAAGAACUCCCGAACAUCAGAUACAUCCGUCAGACAAUGUUACUAAUUAUUAUAAUGUUAAUGAAGUCAUUUACAUCAAUGGCAUUCAGUUUUCUCAAGAGGUAACAACGUUUAUUUGUACUACAUUAACAUUACGGUGUACUUUAUCUGAUCUAUGUUCUACUUCACAGAAUGCAACAGAGGAGAUUCAUAAAAUAAUUACAAAAUUAAAAAAAUCAGAUUAUCGUCUCUUUCAGUAUAAGAUAAUCAAUUUAUCUGACAGAAAUGCUUCAAGCCCUGUACAAAAAUUUUUAACAAAAGCUGAUAAACAGUUAUUGAAAAAAAUUUGGGAUUCAUUAGAGCCAUUAAAAGAAGAUUUUAAGACCAUUCGACAGGAUAAAUGGAAUCAAGUUAUAAAACCUCUCGUGAAAAAGUAUCAAAAAAACUUAGAGCCUAAAUCUUUAUUUGAUGAUUUCCCUUUGGACCUUGCAAUUGAUGAAGUUACCGAGAGACCAUAUACAGGAACGAUUAAUUAUAAAGAACAUCACGACUUAUUAUGGGUGCAGGAAAUAUAUAAGCGAUUAGAAAAUUUUAUCAACCCUAUAAUUGCGAAAUUAUUCGAUGAUGUAAUGGAUAUUAUUCGAGUAAAGACUGGAGAGAUCGAAAAUAUAUUAAAUAAAAUUCAAAGAGUUGAAACUCGACAGUAUAUGCAACGUGUUAGUAUUGGGUGCCACCAAGAUGGUAUUUUCGAAGUAAAUAUAAAUGCAACGACUUUUGAAAUAGGUUUUCUAGAAGUGAUUGGCAAUGCUCUUAUUGUUGAUAUUAAGAAGUUAAAUGGUGAUCUUGAUAAAGUAUUAAAAGCAAUGCAGAUCUCGCUGUUCUAUCAACGACAACAUCAUAUCCAACGUGGUGCUACUGACGAUCUACUCACUUGUCUAGAAUCGUAUGGGAUAAUCGUUUAUCAGCGAAUUUUCACCAUUUACAUUAUGCACAUUACAAGUGGAGGUCUCUAUAUUGUAGAUAAAUUAACAGAAUUUUGUAUUCCGAAUUCCAAAGAUCAAUUAUACACAAUGGAAGAAAUUAUUGAGAAAGUUUAUAUGUUCAAGAGUCGAAUCAUGGAUUAUUGUUUGAAAAUAAGAAAGAUAACCCCUAAUUAUGUUCAACCUCAUAUCAAUACAACAGAAUCACCAGUUAAAGCCUCGCCCUCAAAGAAUUCUAAAAUCGAAUAA